AUGAUCUACCUAGAAGAUUAAAGCUAAAGUGAUUCAAAGCAGUUGCUUAAGGUACUUAACUGGAAUACUCUUUGCUAGAAGUUUACAGAUGCAUUUAGCUAAGUGAAGCCAGAACAUAUUGAAUGGGAUUACAGGUUUAAUCUAAUAAAGUAGCAGUUAGAAUUGGAUGAUUUCGACAUUAUCGGACUUUAGGAGAUAGAUAAAAACGAGGAGUAUACUGUGUUUCUUAAGGAUCUUGGUUAUGAAAGUAGCAUAAUAAUGAAAGUUGAUGGAAAAAUGGGCAAUCUAUUAGCUUGGAAAUCUGAUAGAAUAACCAAAGUUAAAGAAGUUGAACAUAUGCAAAUAGACUAAGAUAAUUAAGUAUUAACAAUUGGGUACUUUAAACAUAACACUUCAGGCAAGUAAUUCAUAGUCAUGAACACACAUCUAAAAGCAUCAGAUGGAUUUUAAGAUAUGAGAGUGAGCUAAUCAAAGUUUAUAGCAAAUAAGAUUAGCUAAGUCUAAAAGGAUCUAAGUCAGUUUGAGUUUAUUGUUUUAACUGGGGAUUUUAAUGAGGAUCCAGAAAAUGGAGCAAUUAAUGUUAUUACAGAACAAAUGACAAGCUCUCUUGCUUAAAUCUAUGGGGCAGAUAAGAAUCACUUUACAAGUUACUAUUUCGAUAGAAGGGAUAAAGUAUAAGUCAGAAGAACUAUAGAUUAUAUCUUCUAUACAGGCACUUGUAUCAAGCCAGCAGCGUAUUUAGGAUUGCCUAAAGAAGAGGAUUUAGAUUAUGAAGUUUGCUUCCCUUGCUAAAACCAUCCCUCUGAUCAUUUGGCUCUUGCAGUAUAUUUCAGUAUUUAAUGA
Molecule: messenger RNA, 843 nt
Organism: Stylonychia lemnae
Lineage: Eukaryota; Ciliophora; Spirotrichea; Sporadotrichida; Oxytrichidae
Source: the annotation of a GenBank genome assembly